AUGCCCCUUAGACCCAAUCCUGCCCUGCCCCCCUCGCAGCCAGCAAGAGACUUACCGCCUCCCACACGCCCCAUUGAACGUCCAACUCCUCCUCCCAAAGCCCUAGCCUUGCGAGGGUCUCUGGACACCAUCAGAUCCGUCAGUUCAGACCACAACCUCGUUCCCCCAAGAGUACCUGAGAAGCGCAUAGCUCCCGCUCCACCGCCUCGCCCAGCCUCGACCAUCAUCGUCCCAGCCCCCUCCACCUUGCCCCCCUUGCAAGAGUACCACAGCGGCUUUUCCGAGCAAGACGCUGAGUCGGGCUCAGGCCCCAACAAACAUCGCCGCGGGACAUCGUUCCCGAACCUGAUCGCCCUCACCUUUGGCACCGGAAACCAGCCCGCCUCCUCCUCCUGUUCGGAGCAACCGGACAGCAGCUCCCAAGGAGGGUUUGCCGACUGGCUCAACAGCUCGGGCUCGGCAGCAGCAGAAGCAUUGGGAAUGGCUCCCACCUUGACAGCCCGCAGCAGCAAGGCGGCGGACGGUCACUCGUCCUCGUCCUCGUCCUUGACCGGUUCCGUUCGCGACGGCGACACCUCCAUGGACAAGACGCCCACAAGGUCACGUAGAAGCGGGACCAACGCCAGCCAGUUCAGCAACCGCAGCAGCAUGCAUGAGCCAUCCACCCCCAAGGGAAACGUCACCUCCCGGCUCAUAUCAGCCAUCUCGUCCAAGUUCACGCCGGGCCCGGCGCCCUCCAGCCCGGCCGUUGACGACGAGCUGUGCAACCUCGACAUCGAGGCCGCCCUGUUUCCCUCCGGAGCCCCCACCGACACCUCUUCCCCGGUGGCCUACAAGAACCUGCAGGCCAACGCCAUCGAGCUGCUCACCAAGAUGCAAGCUGCCUACAAGGAGCGUGUGAUCGCCGUCCGCGACCUGGAAGCCGAGAAGUCCGCUCAGCGCGACGAGAUCGACGCCGCCGAGACGCGCGCCCAGCACCUGAAGAUGCAACUCGAGGGCAUGGCGCGCAAGGCCUCGGAGCACGAGCAGGCCAUUCAGAAGCUGAUGGACGAGCUGGCCUUUGAGCGCAGCAAGUUCCGGCCCCCUCUUCCGCAGCGCACGUCAACCAUCAUGUCGGAGUGCAGUGUGGUGUCGGAAGACCUCGGGGUCGACGCCGACUACAACACGCGGCGCAAGUGGCGCGAGAGCGCCAGCACCAUUAAGACGGACUACUCGUACUCGACCGACACUGACAGCGUCGCCGAGAGCGAGAGCGUCUUCUCGGCGCGGUGCCGGAGCCCCGUCAUUCCCGGUGGCGGCGGUUUUGAGUCUGGCACCAUGAGCAUCGUCAACAGCCCGGCUCCCUCGGUAUCGGCCCUGCAGCGCAACGUGAGCGUCACCAACAAGAGGCGAUCCAUGGGUCCCCCGCCUCCGGUCCCGACCACGCCCAAGCCCAAGAUCGUCGGCACCCAGAUGAGCGCGUUCCAGAAGAUCAUCCGCGGCAUCGCGCCCGGCUCGGACUGCCCGAACUGCAUGGGCCAGGACGCCAGCAUGGCCUGGGACACGGUCGGCUUGCUGCGGGAUGAGAACAGGCACUUGAAGGAGCGCGUGGGCGAGCUAGAGGUGGCUGUCGAGGGAUGUUUGGAUUUGGUUAAUGGCAUUGGCUUGUAA
Molecule: messenger RNA, 1650 nt
Organism: Sordaria macrospora k-hell
Lineage: Eukaryota; Fungi; Ascomycota; Sordariomycetes; Sordariales; Sordariaceae
Source: RefSeq, a predicted model, not a curated record